Messenger RNA from Topomyia yanbarensis, 2991 nucleotides. Its product is annotated as zinc finger protein 546-like. The transcript is spliced from 3 exons. The record is from RefSeq and is a predicted model, not a curated record. Gene Ontology annotation, molecular function: DNA-binding transcription factor activity, RNA polymerase II-specific; zinc ion binding; RNA polymerase II transcription regulatory region sequence-specific DNA binding. Gene Ontology annotation, cellular component: nucleus. The coding region runs from base 66 to 2897 and encodes 943 amino acids. Lineage: Eukaryota; Metazoa; Arthropoda; Insecta; Diptera; Culicidae. Gene Ontology annotation, biological process: regulation of transcription by RNA polymerase II.
ACAGGGAAGGAUUCGAGAUUUUUAUUUGCAUAAAAAUCUACUCUAUAUAGAAAAUAUUUGAAAUUAUGGCAGGCCAGGCUGGAACCUGCCGGAUUUGCAAGUACGACGGUGGAUCAUCGUACAAACGACUGAAAUCGAUUUUCGAUCGCGAUAGUGGUGUACAGAUAGCAGCAAUGGUGCGAGAGCUGGCCGAUGUAGAGGUCUUCAAUGAUGGGCGUCGGUCCCUUUGGAUUUGCACUGUUUGCACGCAUAAAGUAAAAACAGGUUAUCUAAUCCGAAGAAUGAUUCGUGAAGCGGAGGAAUGUGAUACGAUUGGUUCCAACACUGGGCAAGAGUCGGUGCAGGAAAGAAUAAUAGCGGAUGAAAUCAAACAGGAAGAAUUAGUAUAUGAUGAUGAUGAUGAUAAUGCCGAUGGUUACCUGUAUGAGUAUUUAGAAGAGGAAAAUAUAGAAGCAGAUUACUCUGCCUCAGCAGGCAUUAAUAGUGCUCAGCAACACGAAGAAACAAUCGGAAAUAUUGAUUUGAAUGUUAAACACCCUGCGGAUACGAUUCUAUCUAGUGAUAGUAAAAAGGUUUGCCUCCAACGGACCUACAGGAAAACCAAGUUCGUAAUGCCCAACGCGGAAGUUGUCCUGCAAAUCACUGAUCAGUUGGAUUAUUUAGUGGUGGACGUCAAAGGGGACCGAUGCUGCGGCUGCAGUUUUGUAGGGGAAACUCGAAAGGAGCUGCUGCAACACUCAACCAUGGCACAUUCCAUCGAUAUCGUUGGCUGUGGUAAUUAUUGUCCGAUUUGCUUCUACAAAUUUUCCACCGAAACGGCUCUUACGAGGCACAUUGACGGCAGUAAAUCAAAAAGCAUAUUUGUGUGUAAGAUUUGCGAGAGAUAUUUCAAUAAACUGCGUCAAAUUGAAGCUCAUUUGCAAAAUUACCAAAAUGCCGGCGUUAGUUGCAGUAACUCAGAGGACGAUCCUAUGGUCACGAAAGAUGGUGAAUAUGAUUCUGAUGCUUAUCAAAGCGAAGACGGAAGUAGUGAAGACGAUAACUUCGACGAAGACGAGGAAAGUAACUUGAGUGACAAUUGGACAAUGGAAGAUGAAAAUAAAUCGCCGGGGAUGGGAUCUUCAAUGCGGUCCCCUACGGAUAGAAAAAUUCGAAGCGACACGUCCAGUAACCUAUUCGGAAACGAACAAGAGAUCGAUUGUCAGGGAGUUCCACCAACAAGCAUACCCGAAUCGCAGGUGUUGGAUCGCAUUACAUUCAAGACAUUUCAGUACAUAAAACUGAAAGGUGAACGAUGCUGCGGUUGCGAUUUUACCUGUGUCAAGAGGGAGCAAGUAUUUCAGCAUGCAAAAGAAGCACACGAGGAGGAUGUCAACUUGUCCAACGGAUUUAUUUGCCCGAUUUGCUACUGUGACUUCGUGGAUGGCAAACAAUUGUCGAAGCACAUUAAUUUUAUUACCAGUAAAAAUAUUCUCAUUUGCAUGAUCUGUGAUGAAGCCUUCAGUGGGAAAGGUGCUCUCAAGAAUCAUCAGAUGCUCAGUGAGAAACAUAAACAAAACUUCCUAAAUUUAUACAGCAGCAAAGAAAAGGAUGAAUCUAUGUUAGUCGAACUGAAUCAUGAAGAUGUGAUGGCAGCGCUCGAAAAAGAAAUCACCGAUGAUAAAACGAAAGUUAAGAUUCGAUCGAGAAAUAACAACCGAUCGAUCACAAGACAUCGCCACCUGCAAAUGCCAGGAUCUAAUUUCAUUACGCAGAUUGAUCAAUACGACAACUACGAGGUCAUCACGUUAAGGGGAGAACGCUGCUGUGGUUGUGGACAAUUUUUCGAGACGUACAGUGAAUUACUCCAGCACGGGCGACGAAUUCAUCUAAUCGAUAAUGCGGAUGCCGUGGGUGAAUAUCAAUGCGACGUAUGUUUUGGUCGUUUCGAAUGGGACCGAGGACUGGUAAUGCAUCAAAAUACUAGACAAUCGGUCAGUCAACUGUAUCACUGUAAGAUAUGUAAGUUGCUUUUCUCAAAGCAGUACACUAUCACAAAGCACCUGAAGAAUGCUCCUAACCACUCUGUAGCUGAAAAUAAUGCAUCAUCGGACCAACCGGAGCAGGAUUCGCUUGCAGUGGAAGCCCUCCAAGGACACACAAAACCAGAUGCUACCGCAGGCAAAAGCAAAUUUGUCUGCUGUCUACCAAAAUGUGCCACAGAAUUUGCUAACGAGAGUCUAUUGCUGGAACACUGCGCGCACGAGCAUUCGGGUAAACGACGUGAGAACGAAGCAGAGCGUACUGACGAUUCCAAUGUCUGUCCCGGUUGCUGCAAAUCAUUUGAAAAUGCAACUUGCCUCGUGUGGCAUCGAUUCACUCGCUUCACUAAGCAGUAUCAGUGUCGCUACUGUGACCAAACGUUCUCUCGUUGGUCAAACUUCCGAGAGCACGAAAAUACAGUGCAUUUGGGGAAAGUCGAAGAAUUUCCCUGUGACACGUGCGGCAAAGUUUUCCGGGCAGCACAUGGCCUGAAAGCCCAUCAGGAGAUACAUUCCGAUCUAAGGAAGCAGAUUUGUAUCGAUUGUGGAGCUAGUUUCAGAAAUAAGGGCAUACUGAAACGUCACCGGCGCGCUGUUCAUGCUAAUGAUUACCCAUUCGACUGUAAGAUGUGUCCGAAAAAAUUUCCCACCCUGGAACAGCUGAAUGCCCACAUGCGGGUUCAUACGGGAGCUAAACCGUACCCGUGCCGAUACUGUGAUAGAGCUUUCUCGCAUUUUACCGAUCGGAAACGACACGAAAUGUCCACCCAUACCGGAGAGCGACCGUUCCAAUGCGCGCACUGUCCGGCAGCAUAUAUCCGGAAUCGUGAACUGAUGAUUCAUAUGCAGAAACACGCUGAGGAUAAUGUAGGCUGAGGGUUAGCAACAAGCAGAACAUUGUAGUUGUUAAGAAUUUCGUCAAACUGUUAGGUUUAAGCGAUGGUGUGUGCGAGUAAAGAAAUGUAAUCUC